Messenger RNA from Triplophysa dalaica, 2496 nucleotides. RefSeq names its product P2Y purinoceptor 2-like. Gene Ontology annotation, molecular function: A1 adenosine receptor binding; G protein-coupled UTP receptor activity. The coding region runs from base 17 to 1117 and encodes 366 amino acids. Gene Ontology annotation, biological process: G protein-coupled receptor signaling pathway. Gene Ontology annotation, cellular component: plasma membrane. The transcript is spliced from 2 exons. The record is from RefSeq and is a predicted model, not a curated record. Lineage: Eukaryota; Metazoa; Chordata; Actinopteri; Cypriniformes; Nemacheilidae.
GUACACAGUACAACGUAUGAGGAAACAACUCUUACAUUUUUACAUCUAUCGGUCACAUAUAUGGGAUUUUUUCUCCGGCAGGUCUGAGAUCAGGAUGCUCAAUAACACAAAAGAAACCAAUGACAGAAAUUUGUACAGAUGUUCAUUAGAGGAAAGUUUCAAGUACAUUCUUCUUCCGGUGAGCUACACCCUGGUGUUUGUGGUGGGUCUGGUGCUGAACAUCACCGCUAUGUAUUUCAUUCUGUUUCGAACCAAAGGCUGGAAGCCCAACACUAUCUUCAUGAUCAACCUCAAUAUUUGUGACACCCUCUACAUUCUCACUCUUCCCUUCCUCAUCUAUUACUACGCCGACGGGAACGACUGGCCGUUUGGAGAGCUGAUGUGUAAACUCAUCCGGUUCCUCUUCUACACAAACCUCUACGGAAGCGUGCUCUUCCUCAGCUGCAUCAGUCUCCAUCGCUUUCUGGGCGUCUGUCACCCGAUGCGCUCUCUGUCAUGGAUGAACGCUCGCUGUGCACGGUUGAUCUCCGUGUGCAUAUGGGUGACUGUUCUUAUCUUCCAGUCUCCGGUCCUCUAUUUCUCCAGGUUGAGAGACAAAAGCAAAGAUGUGAUCUGUCAUGACACCACAAUCCAAGCGCUCUUUAAUGAUUUUCUGGUGUACAGUUCGGUGGUUAUGGUCCUGUUUUUCAUCCUACCGUUUGGGGUGGUGCUGGUCUGCAACGGCCUAAUGGUGAAGAAACUUCAAGAACCCGGAGUGGGAGAGGGACCAACGUCGCAGCGCUCCAAGCAGAAGUCGGUAAAGAUGAUCAUCAUCGUCCUUCUGGUGUUCGUGUUGUGUUUUCUUCCCUUUCAUGUGAACCGCAGUAUAUACUACACCUUUCGAUACCUGGAUGAGAACGUGAGCUGUGAUGUGUUGAACAAAUGUAACGUGGCCUAUAAGAUCACUCGACCUCUGGUUAGUCUCAACAGCUGCAUCGACCCCGUCCUUUACUUCAUGGCGGGACAAGGCUUCAGAAACAGCUGGAACAGAAAGUCUAAAAGAAGGAGUGACAGUUUCAAAUCCCCCUCAACAUUACUCAGCACAACAACUGACACGCACAUGAAUUCUUUAGCAUGACAAGAUUCACAAUGCACAGCAUGAAUUGUUCACAUUCGUGCAUCUUUUUUAUGCUCGUGUCUUCGUUAGUUUGCAUGGAACAAGAUUUCUGUAGAUUAGAAAAAAACAUAUCUCUAUUCCAAAACCUCACCACGAGCAUCUCUACAAUCCUAUCCAAUAGCCCAAAACGUUUGUUUGUCUCAAUAUCAACAAUUAUAUUGACCAGAGAAAUGAGAUAUGCUGCAAGAGUUUUAUUAGUUCGAAGGUUUUUCCUCUUGUGGGCCGAGGUGUUGACUUCAGACUGUUUCUUUGAGAGAAUUCAUGUUUUGAUAGGAGGGAUUGAGAAGUAAUUUAUGGGUGCCUCCCAUAGAUGUACAAUAAAAGACCUCAGUUGGCCCCUUCCUUCACAUUCCUGCUUGUGCCCCCGACAACGUUCCUGACUCAAGGCGUAGAUUUAUGAUAAUGAAUUGCAUGUACAGUCAUGAUCAACCGUUUGUGUCUUGUUUUGUUCAAAUGAAGUCAUCCAAAAACCUUCAAAUUCUGUUGAUCUUCAGUUUCGUCACAAGGCUUGUUGCUCACUUCAGCUGUCUUCGCUGGUAUUAUGUGCUGUACCCUGAUUUUUUUUUCAGAAAACAUCCAACUAGAAUUUAAAUGAAUGUAGUGCAUCGCUCUAGUUUACAACGAGUAACAAGCGUAGCAUUGUGACGAAACAAAUGAAUCCGAUGAUUGUUUUUGGAUAACUUUAUUGUAAAUAAAAAAAGACACAAAUGAUGACCGUACAUGUAAAACCAAAUGAUAGCAUGCAAUACACACUCCCCUUAAACAUACUCAAUGCUAGUUUUUGUGUGUCUCAUGAAGAGAACACACAUACCGUAUGCUUGAGCACCCACAGCAUCGUCGACUCGGCUUCAGGUUACCGUCAACGUGAUUUAUUUCAAAAGGAGUUGAUCUUGUUUGAGCACAUUUUCUAUGUGUUAGAAAAACCUAAAAUAAUUACUGAUGAAAGCACUUACAUACUUUAGUGAAGGGUUAUAGGAAAAUCAGUAUGCUGAAGUCAAACAAGGAAAGAAAAGUUAUAAGAUACAGUAUAAAAAAGCGUUUAAAUCUAUUGAAUAAUAAAUAAGAGCAAUGUCAACAUGUCUGUAUUUCAUAUGUAACUAUGAAACUUCUGAACUUUCCAACAUAUAUUUUGAAAGGACGCACAUUUAAGCUGUAUGAAAUUCCUUUUAAAUGAAACAGAAUAUGCAAAUGUCAAUAACAAAGCUGUGAUGCUAACCUUGAGUAGCCUUAAAUGGCAUGACUAUAUAGAAUAAUAAUGAAUGUAAAUAAAUAAAAAAAUACACAAUGAAAGAAGUAAAUGUUACAAAUUAUUCUAUGUAACAAAUAUGUUUUUAUUGAUA